AGGUGAUGGCUGCUGCUGCGGCCUCUUCAUCUCUUCUCUUCCGAUCCUUUCUGAUAUAUAUCUUCUUAUCAUGCUCAUGUCUUACCGUCGAAUGUUCUUCCGACAUUAGUUUUCUGUUCUUCAUCGUACGCACAUGAGCAACACAAUGAGGCCGAGGAGUAAGGCCAUGUUUAAUUUAGUUUACGACAGGGGUUGACUUCAAUUCGAUUCUUCCCUCAUUAAUUGCUAUAUAUUUAGUAUUUUGUCUGAAUCGAUUCGGAGAUGAGUGAUGUGGAAGGGAUGGUGAAAAAGAAGGUGGGAAAAGGGCUCAUCACCAAAACGUUGGAGCGAUGCAAGUGGAUAGGACGAGGCAAAAGCAGCAUGAUGAUGAUGAGGAGCAGAUCCUGGCCCAGCCGCAAGGGAGCAAAGAAGAGCGGCAGCAGCAACAGCAACAGCAACAGCAGUUGUGUGGCACCCGAAGGUUGUUUCUCCGUCUACGUUGGACCACAAAUGCAGAGGUUCGUUAUCAAGACCGAGUACGCUAAUCACCCUUUGUUCAAGAUUCUUCUGGAAGAAGCAGAAUCGGAGUAUGGGUACAGCAGCCAAGGUCCUUUGGCUCUUCCCUGCCAGGUUGAUAUCUUUUACAAGGUGUUGAUGGAAAUGGAGUAUUCUCGUGAAGAACAAGAGGAGCAACAGAGACUAACUCGUAAAGCUUCUGCUGGCUGUGUCUGUCUUAACCGCUCUCCCUCCGCUUAUCGCCUUCUUCGUUCUUCCUCCGUCAAGCCAUAAACCUCUUCUCAACAAAAUAUUACUGUAAUCGAUCACUCCUUCAGUCUCUUCUCUAUCUUUUCUAUUCUUCAGAUUAAAUAAAAUCAUCUUGUAUCUAUAUAUCUAUAUAUCUAUAUCUAUAUCUUUAUUGUAGUA
Messenger RNA from Vigna angularis (adzuki bean), 903 nucleotides. RefSeq names its product auxin-responsive protein SAUR72. Gene Ontology annotation, biological process: response to auxin. NCBI's taxonomy places the organism in Eukaryota, Viridiplantae, Streptophyta, Magnoliopsida, Fabales, Fabaceae. The transcript has a single exon. The record is from RefSeq and is a predicted model, not a curated record. The coding region runs from base 262 to 768 and encodes 168 amino acids.